This is a messenger RNA of Micromonas pusilla CCMP1545, 1527 nucleotides long. Its product is annotated as SNF2 super family. The annotation marks the transcript as partial. NCBI's taxonomy places the organism in Eukaryota, Viridiplantae, Chlorophyta, Mamiellophyceae, Mamiellales, Mamiellaceae. Gene Ontology annotation, molecular function: ATP-dependent chromatin remodeler activity; DNA translocase activity; ATP binding. The transcript has 4 exons. The record is from RefSeq and is a predicted model, not a curated record.
AUGCGUCUGAAAGGACGCGCGGGCGGUCCGAAGUUCGAGCUCGCGGGCGAGCUCGCGGCGCGACUGUACGACCAUCAGAGAGACGGCGUCAGGUGGAUGUGGAACCUGCAGCUGAACAACCGCGGGGGGAUACUCGCGGACGACAUGGGUCUGGGGAAGACGCUUCAAGUCGCCGCGUUCGCCGCCGGAUUGUUGCGCUCGAAAGCCGCGAAGCGGGUCUUGGUUCUCGCCCCGACGACGCUGCUGCCGCACUGGGGGAAAGAAUUCAUCGUCGCCGGGUUAAAGGAGGGCGUGAACUUGCACCGAUUCGCGGGCGGGGGGUCGAAAACGGAUCGAGACAAGGCGUUAUCGAAAGUACUCACCCACGGCGGCGUCUUACUCACGACGUACGGCAUGGUCACGCACAACGCGACCGGACGCGGGUCGAUUGUCGCCGGGCAAGACCUCCCGGACGGAGGCACCGGUUUGUCCUGGGAUUGGGUCGUGUGCGACGAAGGGCACAAGCUUAAGAACCCAAACGCGCAGCUGCCGCGAAAGAUUCGAACGAUCCCUGCGUCGUACCGGCUCAUAAUCACCGGGACGCCGAUACAGAACCACCUCGCGGAGCUCUGGGCGCUGUACGACUUGUGCUGCCCCGGCUUACUCGGGGACGAGGUCGAGUUCAGGAGGGAAUACUCGAAGAAGAUUGGCCUCGGGCAGAGCCGCGACGCGACCCAGCGGCAGAGAGAAGCGGGCGCGCGCGCGUCGGACGAGCUCCGGACGAAGUGCCGCCCGUUCAUGUUACGACGCGAAAAAUCCUCCGUGCUCGCAAAAGCCGCGGCGGACGAGGCGGGGACGACAUCGGGCGAGGAAUCAAACGAGACCGCCGCCGCCGCCGCCCACGCGCCGUCGCAGCUCGGGAGCAAGAACGACCUCAUCGUGUGGCUCCCGCUUCGACCGGCGCAGAGGCGGUUGUACCAGCAGUUCCUAAAGUCCGGCCCGGUGAGGGCGGCGCUGAACAAGACCGGGUCCGCGCUGAGCGCGAUCAACGUGCUGAAGAAAAUUUGCGACCACCCUGCGUUGUGCUGCGCGAUAACCGGCGCGUCCGCCGCCGACGCGGCGGCGUCGUCCACGUUCACGCGGUCGCCUUCGAAAUCCCCCGGGGGAUCCAAGUCCGCCGAUCUCGGCGGCGAUCCGUCGGCGUCCGGUAAAGCCGCGUUCCUGAUGGACAUGCUCCGGCACCUCGCGAGUAACGGCCACAGGACGCUCGUUUUCUCGCAGUCUCGCGCGAUGCUGGAUGUCCUCGAGAAAGCAGCCGCCGCGGAGGGCCACAAGCUCGUGAGGAUCGACGGCAACGUCCCCGCGGAUGAACGUCACGCGCGCGUGGAGCGGUUUCAAUCCGACGCGUCCAUCCCGCUCGCGCUGCUCACGUCCCAAGUCGGCGGGUUAGGUCUUACCCUGACCGCCGCGGACCGGGUCGUCAUCUACGACCCCUCGUGGAACCCGGCGUCUGACUCGCAGUCCGUGGACAGGGCGUACAGGAUCGGU